AUGGAUAAAAGUGAAGAUUUUGCUAAAGCAAUAGAUAGUAAUGUUGGUAAAGUUAACCUUAAAGCUAAACUUGAAGCUGCUAAAAAAGAAAAAUGUUCGUUAAGCUAUAGAGAAACCUAUACAGGUAAGCUUGGGAUUUUCGAUUUACAAAUACUGUAUAAGAAUGGAAAUCUGGGAAUCGAAAUAGAAUCUGUGACAAUUGGAGCCAAACCCAUGGCUGAAAGAAAAACAACGGAAAAUUUAUGCGUGAUCUUAAAGGAUCUAAUUUCCGAAUGGAGCAUACAACCUGACCACGUCAAGGCAGUUUUAACUGACAAUGCGGCUAACAUUGUCAACGCUUGCAAAAUUGUUUUUGGUGAUAACAAGCAUAUCGCAAAAAAAACUCGACUCACUUUUGUUGCAACGCAUUUGGAAGUCGGUCUCGAAAUGAGUAAUCGACACCUUCAAGUGACUCGAAAUGAUGAUAGAGCAACUGAAGAGCUCAAAGCUUAUUUACAGAAGAAAGAAUGUAAUAGGAAUGAAAACCAGUGCUUAAAACUAAUACAAGAAGUACAAACACGGUGGAAUUCCACUUUCGAUAUGCUCGAUCGACUUUUGGAACUGUCCGAUUUCAUUGGAAGAGUUUUGUUAAAAGUUUCCAGAGAAAAGUCGACAAGAGGAAAACCCCCAAUGAUGUUGACACCUGAGGAAGAAGAAAUUGCCAAUGAGAUUAGAGAUAUUUUAAAACCUAUGUCUCAAGUAACUAAGGAAAUUUGCUCAGAGAAGUCGGUUACAUUGAGCAAGUGUAUACCACUGAUUUCCCUUCUUCAAAAAAGUAUCAACAAUUACAAAGCAACGCAUCCCUUUUUAUUUAAUUUUAAACAAACAUUGUUAACUAACUUGGAAAAAAGAUUUAGGACAGUAGAAAAUAUUAAAGUAGCUGCAAUGGCAACAAUUCUCGAUCCGAGAUUUAAAAAACUGCAUUUUCAAAAUGCUGUUUUUGCUGCAAAUGCUGUUGGCGCCAUUAAGGCAACGAUGCGAAUGAGACAUGAAGACGAUGACGAGUGA
Molecule: messenger RNA, 1047 nt
Organism: Leptopilina heterotoma
Lineage: Eukaryota; Metazoa; Arthropoda; Insecta; Hymenoptera; Figitidae
Exons: 6
Coding region: 1-1047 (348 amino acids)
Source: RefSeq, a predicted model, not a curated record